Molecule: messenger RNA, 1242 nt
Organism: Bathycoccus prasinos
Lineage: Eukaryota; Viridiplantae; Chlorophyta; Mamiellophyceae; Mamiellales; Bathycoccaceae
Exons: 1
Coding region: 1-1242 (413 amino acids)
Source: RefSeq, a predicted model, not a curated record
AUGACGACUCAAAAAUCCUUUUAUCACGACUUCGACGACAAGAAGAACGACGACUUUGUUCCUGCGUGUAACAGUAGUAGUGCAACUGCUGUUUUUUUAAUAAAACAAUCAUCGAAAGAAUACCAAUCGAUAAAAGAUGCGAGACGAGCGUUAAACGUGAUUUCUUUAAACGCGAAAGAGGACAUGGAUUCGAUCGAAAGACAAACGUACGAACAGAUUUCAAAGCUCGCGAGAGACGCUUUACGGAAGAAGAAGGAGGAGAAGACGUCGUCGUCUCAUUCGUUUUUAUUAUCGUCGCUGGUAGGGAAGGGAACGCCGCCGAAAGGAGAGAGAGAGGAGAGAGAAGGAGAGAGAGCUUUUUCGCUCGCGUAUUUAGAGGCGAGAGAGGAGCGUUCGCCGCCCGGGCAGACAAAGAUGGAUGAUACUUUUGAUGAUGAUGAGAAUACGAACGAGGAUGAUGAUGAUUUUAAAAAGAAGAGAAGUUCGUUUGAUUUCGGAUUUAACGACGACGACGCAGAAAGGAGUACGAACGAGUUACCAAAGGCGUUUAAAGUUCCGAUGACGGUCCCGCGAGGCGCGUUUAGAAGAAGAGACGAGGAGUAUUAUUACGGAGGAGGAGAAGACGAGACGUUCGCGUCGUCGUCGUCAGACGAUGAAAAAGAGUUUGAGUUUAACCAAUCGAUGGUCGAGGAGACGCACUUCUCGUCGUCGGUCGCGGCUGAGGCUGAAGAAAAUGGAAACGUGGGGGAAAGAGAAGACUGGUGGUUCAACGUGUCGACGCCGGCGCCGGCGAUAUCUGCCGCGAAAGAAAAAGAAAAGAAGACCGAGGAGCUCACGCCGGAACAAGUUCUCGAUCGCUUCGAUUUUACCGAGAACAAAGAAGCACCGUUCAACUCCUCCGCCGCCGCCAAAUCAUCAAUAUCCGCUUCCCCGUUGUACGCGUCUCCCGCGUACUCGUUCGAAAAGCAAUUCGAAGACACGCUCCGGUUUCUAGGCGCCAUGGAUUUGCGAACGUUCAAAGAGCAACUUCUCGAAUCAACGAUCGACGCCGUCAUCACGGAAGCCUCCGCGAGCACUUUGAGUAACUUAACGAACGGAACGCCCGGCUCGCGAGCCGACGCUUGGCGAACCCGAGUCGACGAGGCGUGCGAAAUGCUCGAAAAUGCCGGCGCUGAAGCCGCUUCGGAAGCGCUGAUGGCGAAAGCGCGAGCGUUAGCCGCCGCGGUUUUGAAACGGCGGUGA